AUGAAGCCCAGCACGCCCUUUUCAGUGGUCGAAAUUGGGAAGAAGCAAAGUAGAUCUGGAGUGGAGAGUGGCGGGCUCAUGGAGUCCUGCAGCGCCUCUGCCCUUCCUCCUUCCCCCUGGCUGGAAGAUGAAUUUGGCUUGUGCACCUUUGCAGGACAGAAACCCCCCGUGUCCUUUGAGGAGGCAGCCAUGUUCUUCACAGAAGAGGAAUGGGCCCUGCUGGAUGCAGGCCGAAGAAAACUCUUCUGGGAAGUGAUGGAAGAAAAUUACGAGACCGUGGCCUCUCUGAGAGACUACAUUUCCCAGAAGGACUUGCGAGUAGCAGAGAGAAGAUCCACCCUGCCUUUUCUAGGUGUCCAGGGCACAGCUGAAACUCAAGAUGGAGACAGAAGUGUAUGGAAUACGCCAUUCCCUGGAGCCUCCCUUCUUUUGUGUUUCCCCUGGCUGGAGGGAGAAUUUGGCCUGUGUUUGUCUGCAGCAAAGAGAUCUCCGGUGUCCUUUGAGGGAGUCUUCAUGUUCUUCACAGAGGAGGAGUGGGCCCUGCUCUGUCCAGGCCAAAGAAAACUCUACUGGGAUGUUAUAGAGGAAACUUUUGAGACUGUGGCCUCUCUGGUUGCAGAUGCGAGGGAGAAGGGGAGAGAGAAGGAACCAGGAUGGAGAGUUGUGGAAAAAGACAAUGAUCUACAGACGGAAGCGAAAUCUGAGGAUCAAGUGGUACCAAAGAGACAUUGCAGAAGGAAAAGGGAACAAAAACAGAAGCAAAGGAGAAAGAAGCUUGAGGCCUCAGCCAAAGAAGAUACAAGAAAGAGAAAGAGAAGGUCCAAUGAUCCCAUGAACCAGAAAGGGUUCGACUGCAAAUUCAGUGCUAAAGUUCACACAGGGGAGAAACUAUAUAAACAUUUGGAAUGUGGAAAGGGGUUCUCCAAGAAUAGCAACCUAACUGCACAUCAACAGAUUCCUAUUGUGGAGAAGCCAUAUAGAUGCUUAGAGUGUGGAAAGUGCUUUUCUUGGAGGAGCAACCUAACUUCACAUUUAAAAGUUCAUACUGGGGAGAAGCCAUAUAAAUGCUUGGAGUGUGGAAAGUGCUUUGCUAUGAAUGCCCACCUAACUACACAUCAAAGUGUUCACACAGGGGAGAAACCAUAUAAGUGCUUGGAGUGUGGAAAAUGCUUCUCUCAGAGGAGCAACCAGAGGACACAUCAAAAGGUUCAUAGUGGGGAGAAGCCCUAUAAAUGCUUGGAGUGUGGAAAGUGCUUUUCUUGGAAUACCAACCUAACUCAUCAUGUAAAAAUCCACACUGGGGAGAAGCCAUUCAAAUGCUUGGAGUGUGAAAAAUACUUCUCCAAUAAUAGUAAGCUCACUGCACAUCAAAAGGUUCAUACUGGGGAAAAGCCAUAUAAAUGCUUGGAGUGUGGAAAGUGCUUCUCUCGCAAUGACACCCUAAAAGGACACCAAAUUAUUCAUACUGGGGAGAAGCCAUAUAAAUGCUUGACGUGUGGGAAAUGCUUCUCCCAUAAUUGUAGCCUAACUUCACAUCAAAAGGUUCACACAGGAGAGAAACCAUAUAAGUGCUUGGAGUGCGGAAAGUGUUUUUCUCAAAGUAGCCACCUAAGGACACAUCAAAAGAUUCAUACUGGGGAGAAGCCAUAUAAAUGCUUGGAAUGUGGAAAGUGCUUCUCUCAGAGAGAUUAUCUAACUAAACAUCAAAGGGUUCACACAGGGGAGAAACCAUAUAGAUGCUUGGAGUGUGGGAAGUGCUUCUCUCUCAAGAACCCCCUAAAGGUGCAUCAGAAAGUUCAUACUGGUAGGAAGCCAUAUGAAUGCUUGGAGUGCGGAAAGCGAUUCUCUGAGAAUUGCAGCCUAAAAAGCCAUCAAAGGAUUCAUACUGGGGAGAAGCCAUACAAAUGCUUGGAGUGUGGAAAGUGCUUCUCUCGGAAUGAUACUCUAAAAGCACAUCUCAAGAUUCAUACUGGGGAGAAGCCAUACAAAUGCUUGGAGUGUGGGAAAUGCUUCUCGCAUAAUUGUAGCCUAACUUCACAUCAAGUGGUUCACAAACAGGAGAAACCAUAUAAAUGCUUGGAGUGUGGAAAGUGCUUCUCUCACAAUAACCGCCUAAGGAAACAUCAAAAGGUGCAUACUGGGGAGAAGCCAUAUAAAUGCUUGGAGUGUGGAAAGUGCUUCACGCGGAAUUCUCACCUAACUGCACAUCACAAGGUUCAUACUGGGGAGAAGCCAUAUAGAUGUUUGGAGUGUGGAAAGUGCUUCUCUCAGAGUAGCCACCAAAGGACACACCAAAAGAUUCAUACUGGGGAAAAGCCAUAUAAAUGCCUGGAGUGUGGAAAGUGCUUCUCCCAGAGUGGUAAUCUAAUGAACCAUCAAAGGAUUCACACAGUGGAUAAACCAUAUAGAUGCUAG
This is a messenger RNA of Heteronotia binoei (common prickly gecko), 2415 nucleotides long. RefSeq names its product zinc finger protein 665-like. Gene Ontology annotation, biological process: central nervous system development; regulation of transcription by RNA polymerase II. Gene Ontology annotation, molecular function: DNA-binding transcription factor activity, RNA polymerase II-specific; RNA polymerase II cis-regulatory region sequence-specific DNA binding. Bases 1 to 2415 code for a protein of 804 amino acids. Lineage: Eukaryota; Metazoa; Chordata; Lepidosauria; Squamata; Gekkonidae. Gene Ontology annotation, cellular component: nucleus. The record is from RefSeq and is a predicted model, not a curated record. The transcript has 5 exons.